AUGCACAGUUACUCUCCACAAUCAUUGACUGAUCAUAUAUAUCCUUAUUACUUUCGUGCAAUGCUUGAGCCUGAUAAUCCUGAUGUUACUGUUGCUGCUUACAUCACACCAGAUCGAUUGGAUGAUUUAGAUGUUAAAAAUUUUGAGUUUCCUCAAGAAAGACAAGAUGUCAAAAGAUUGGUACGAAGUCGUGUAUUGGGAUUAAAAGAUAAGGGUUGGGAACUUAAUAAUGGUCCAACAUGUUUAAGUAAAUGGAUGAAUAGUGAUAAACCAUACAAA
Racocetra fulgida is the source of this 279-nucleotide messenger RNA. Lineage: Eukaryota; Fungi; Glomeromycota; Glomeromycetes; Diversisporales; Gigasporaceae. The record is from the annotation of a GenBank genome assembly.